GCAGAGUAGAAAGGGGGGGCAUCCGAACCUCAAUUUCCCAGUGGGGGCCGUUAUCACACUGACAGAGCUCGUAUCGAACCCCGUUACUGUUGUGCCCCCUGUACCUCCCCCUUUCGGUUGCCCGUGUGUCACUGUAAUUCUGCGCCCCCCCCCCAGGUCUGAGCUCAGCGUUGCGCCUCCUUCUCUGCGCGUUCCCCUCUGUAGCAGCGUCUCCCGGAGCAUCAGCUGAUUGUCGGAGCUUUAUAGUCGCACAGACAGGCUCGCUCGCUGCUCAUCAUAUCUCCGCGCUGCUGCUGCUCCUGGGGACUCUGUUGCUCAGACGGGGGAGAUGUUUUAUUCGGGGAUCCUCACAGAGAGCAGCAGGAAAGAAGCGGAUCCGAGAGAAGCUGCGACAAUUCGCCAGCAGAGGAGGAUGAAGCAGGCGGUUCAGUUUAUCCACAAGGAUUCGGCCGAUCUCCUGCCUCUGGAUGGGAUGAAGAAGCUGGGGACCUCCAAGGAUACUCCGCACAAUAUCCUGCAGAGGCGCUUGCUGGAGACCAACCUAUCAAAGCUGAGGAUCAACCGCCCCACCUGGACACCCAAGAACGACAAAUUGGCCCAGAGUAAGAAGCUGAACCAAGGCAAGCUUGAGAGUCCGAGGAAGAGCGAGGAAGAAGAUAUGAUCUACAUCUGGUGUCAGUGCGCUGGAAAGGAAGUGAGAGCCUUAAUUGAUACCGCCUGUCAGUACAGCCUCAUACCUGCCCCCUGCCUCCACCGACUGGGGUUGAAGGAACAUUUCAGAUCAUAUAAGAAAGAGGAGGAACGUCCUUCCCUACCGUACGAUGUAAAGGCCAUUGGGCAAGUGGAGCGCAUGGAGGUGAUGUUGGGCGGUUCCACAGUGGAAUGCACAGCCAUAGUAAUAGAUAAUAAUGACAGAAAUUUUUCGCUUGGGCUCCAGACCUUGAAGUCUCUGAAGUGUGUUAUCAACCUGGAAAAGAACCAUAUUGAAGUGGGACAAACGGACAAAGACAUCAUCCCAUUUAUUUCCAACAGAAACACAGUCAAGGAAGAUCACUCCUCGGAAGGCGUGACAGGAAAGAGAAGAGAUUCACCAGCCAAUGACCAAAAGGUUCCUCUCGUGUCAGCGUAAUCAGAUCAAACACAAUCAGAUCAGGAGAAAUAUCUGUGCCAACUCUGUGUUCCUUUUGUUGCUGCCUCAUUCCUUUCCUUGUGCUCCUAGUGCCCCCCAUCCUGAUUGUUUCUAUAUAGCCAGAGAUGUGGGCAAGGAUUUGUGUUUUUUUAUAGAUACAAUUUAUUUAAUUAUUUGCCGCCUUCUUCUGACUCUUUCCAGCUUUCUAAUGGGGGUCACUGACUCCAUGUAAAAAACAAAUUCUCUGUAAGGCUACAAAUAUAUUAUUAUUGCUACAUUUAUUCCUCAUGUCUCUAUGCAGGCCUCUCCUAUUCAUAUUCUAGUCUCUUAUUCAAAUCGAUGCAUGGUUGCUAGGAGAGUUUGGACCCUAGCAACCAGAUGGCUGAAAUUGCAAACUGGAGAGCUGCUGAAUAAAAAGCUGAUUAAUUCAAAAACCACCAAUAAUAAAAAAAAAUGAAGACCAAUUGUAUAUUCUCUCAGAAUAUCACACUCUACAGCAUACUAAAAGUUCAUUUAAAGGUGAACAACCCCUUUAAAUUGCUGUCCAGUUGUUAGGGUCAGUUACCCCCAGCAAUGAAAAUGACUGUGAGGCUAAUACUUUCAGUUCUCCUGUUCAUCUUCCCUUCUCACAUUCUACUGCCUAGAUAAGUCAAAUCACUGAAAAACUACUCACUCUACAAAGAGUUACAGCUGAGGGAAACUUUCCCUUUAAUGACAGUGUCUAUGUUUGGAGCACUCAAUAAUAUAUAUAUAUAUAUAUAUAUAUAUAAAAAAACCAAAGUAAAAACAUUGGUAAAAAAACAACAGAAAUAUUUAUUGUAUUUUCUUUGAGAUCUAGGUGGUUAGUGCAGACCAGGUGUCUCUGUUUUUCUCUUGCCUAUGUCUGGGACUGGGUUAUAGUAGAAUCUCCCUGCUGCCCCCCCCCCAUUGGAGAAGAGGUGGUACAGUCUAUGUAGAACCGAUAAGCGAGAACAGUGCCCCUGCUGGCAGGUGCGGAAAAUAGCGCAGAUUGCCUACAGCUUAGUGUAUUGUAUAGAAACUAUAUAUUUUAAUGCAUAAAUUAAUAGUUUAUCCAAAAAAUAUUAAUUCUGCAAAUUGAGAUGAUUUUAUGUAAUCCUAUUUAUUAGCACCAAUGCAACGUGAGAGCUUCAGUAGCACCCUAUACACCUGCCCAGGGGGCAGAACACACCCCAGAAGCAUUAGGAGCACUUUGCACCACAGGCACUGGCUUGGAGUGCAAAGUUGAUUUCAUAGAGGGUGGGCUUUAGAGGAAUAAAAGCACCCCCCAUCCUGCCCUAUAACUUUGGCAUUAUUAGGGGCUUUAUAAAGGCCCCAGCAGAUUGUAAAUACAGGUCUGCCUUGUGCCCGCUAGGUCUCUCUACCAGGGUCUCAAUUCCAAAUCAGCACCAAGGGAUGUGGCUUUUUACCCCUCACACCUGCCCCUGUGUAAAUAACCCUUUAUAUGCCCUAGGCCUUUCAUUCUGUUACAUCAAUAUUUCAGUGAUCCUACACAAUCAACAUUAAAGGGCAACUUAAGCCAAUAUCUCAAUAUCACUCUGAUAUGAAUCCAUCCUUUACCUGUGUCGGCGGCUCUGCACAUACUCAGUGAGUUCCAUAUUGCUACUGCGUUUGCCUGUGAUGUGCAUGGGUGCUGAUCACGGGUACUGGGGGGAUGAACAGAGACCCCCAUCCUAAUGAAGAUUCUUAUCCAGGCCCUGGUCUUCAUCAUUUUCAAGGGGCUCCAGUGCCUCGGUAGCUUUAUGCACAGGGUUCAACCUUUCUAAUUUAAUUCUUUGUGUGUCUGAAGUUGCCCUUUAAUGCUCAAUAGAAGCCAUGUCUGCGCAGACAAUCUGUCCCCUAAGCAAACGCCCUAAUGCCGCUAAUUACUGCUAAUGUUUAUAUGGGACAGUCACAAAUAUUUAGGAAUUUGGGCACAUUUAAAAAAAUAUUCAGCUGCAUUAAGGCCGCACUGCUGCCUGUGCUUCUUCAAGCGCAAUAUACAUCACAAGCUCCAUAAACUGAACCAGCGCUAAACUGAUACAAACCCUGUAUAACUGGGAACAAUUGCUUUUAACUCUUCAUGUGCUGUAGGGUAAAUAUUGCAUCCAUAAGGUACUGGUGCUUUAACCAGGUCAAGCUGUGCCCGUUUAUAGCCGGGCACCCCCUACACCUCCUCAUUUCUUUAAUAUGAUUAAUUAUGUGUAUAAUGUGCCCUUUGCUUAUGUGACAAGUCUAUUUCUAAUAAAGUGUACUUUUACACUGAG
This is a messenger RNA of Xenopus laevis (African clawed frog), 3393 nucleotides long. It is a transcript of the gene nrip3l.S, whose product is annotated as nuclear receptor interacting protein 3 S homeolog. Gene Ontology annotation, biological process: proteolysis. Bases 329 to 1129 code for a protein of 266 amino acids. The transcript is spliced from 7 exons. The record is from RefSeq and is a predicted model, not a curated record. Gene Ontology annotation, molecular function: aspartic-type endopeptidase activity. Lineage: Eukaryota; Metazoa; Chordata; Amphibia; Anura; Pipidae.